GGAAGUGAUCUAGUGAUCUGCUUUCUUCGCAUCGUUUCCACUUGUCUGGCCACAAAUUUGAGGUUGUCCGGCCAGAGAUAAUCUUAUAAUGUUGCUGCGCCGCAGCCAAAGUCUUCUCGAAUCUCGAGUUUCUUCCGAUUGUAUUGACAAAACAGUUUCGGUAUCAAUGACAGGGUUUUGCAGGGUUUUCCGCGGCGAGGGGCAGCUGCUCUGGUCACCACAUCGAUUCAGCCAGCUAUCCACAUAGCCAGCAGGGGGGGCGUAAAACCUAAUUUCCAGCCAGCCAGCAACUCCACAGACUCCCCAAAAAUGUCGUGUGCUCGUCCCCCAAAACUGGCAAAACUCCCAAAAUUGCCACCACUCCCAAACUCCCAACUGCAGACAUCCAUGUCCACCCUGCUGCGCCCCAGCAGCAAAAAACCGGAAGGGUUGAGCCAACAAUUGUAGGAAAUUGCCACAGAAAGUGACCACAGCAUUCCGGGCAAAGAUUGCCCGCAAAAUUGCCAGCGAGCAACCACUUGUAAUCAACGCCAUCCUCCAUCCGCCAUCCGGCUUUGUUAUCAUUAAGCAACCGCCCGGGAAAGUCGGAAAAGGCUUUCCCGAACCAAAACGAUGCCAAGUGAUGCCGAAGCAGAACCCUUUCAUUUGCCCUAAUGAAAAUGCCCCCGAUGAAAAUGCUGUCUGUCUGUCUGUCUGCUUGGCUGUCUGUCGCCUGCUAUUUAUUUAUUAAAUGCAGGAGACUCCCUCGCCUGCGGAUGGACACAAUGGACAGCGGACAAUGGACAAUGGACUGGGUCAGCUGGCACAGCUGUCACAUUUUCCCUAAGCCCUGGAUCUCUGGCUCCGUCACCCACUCCUCCCUCCUCUAACCCCCUCCCAUCUACAUCUCCAACUCCAACUCCAGCAUCUCCAUUCCCAGCCAAAAUAAUAUCUCAUCUCAUCUCAUCUCCUGGCUUUAAUGAAGUUGCGGGGAUUCAUUGCCGUUUCCCACCAGAGCGUACGCACAAAAUGAAGUCGCUGCGGUUGUUUGUCGUGGUGGUUGUUUCCAAAUCCCCUCCAGCUGUGGCUUCUGCCUCUGAUUGGCUGCUUGGCUGUGAAGGCCCGGCGAGCUCUACUUUAUUGCGAGGCCCGGAGUUCGGCAGAGUCUUCGAUUUCGUGGCAGGACCCCGAUUUUUAUAAUCGAGCCAAAAUGGCGCAAUCGCUGGCGCAAUGGAGGAUGUAACGUGCAUGCAACAUGGCGAUGCAACUGGAAUGCAACUUGGUGCGGUCUUUGGAUUAUGCAAUUGUUACUUUGAUUACAUGCCACAUGAGACUAGAACUAGAUUCAGUUCCUGAAGUGGGGAAAGUUCGAGAUGCAGAAGAAUAUUUUAUACGGAUGUCACUGCUGCAGUUAAGGUACUUUAGGUACUUAACUCAACUCUCUAUUUGCAAGUUUUACUUAUUUAGCUACAUUGCUUUACCUUUUUGCUUCCCUUGCAUUGCGUCAAAUGUAUUACUGUUGCGACUCGGGCUCAGAUAAAUCUGCUCGUUGAGCUCAGCUCGACAGUUAGUCAAGUCAUGUGGAUCUGGAAUCUGGGAUCUGGCAAUGGUCGGCUUAAAAGUGGAGAUCCGCCGGAUCAGGACACUUGUUUCUGGGGGGAUUACGCGGCUCGGAACACGCAAUAUUAUGCGAGAUUAACUCGAGGCAGCCAGAUAGUCAGGAUUACCAUGCAGGAUCUCGAGAGAGCUGUACCUGGUCAGGUGAACAGGAUCACCCGGAACCCGCCGGCCCACUGAGCUUGGAGAAAAAUAUUAGUGUUCUCCUUCCGAGAAGCAAAAAAUGCACUUUGGCAGAUGAAACGGAAAAUUAUGAAAUGAUAUGGCAGUUCAUAUUUUUGGCAGAACUCGGGGACAAUGGCACCCACAAAACUGCCACCUACAAAACUGCGAGCACAAAGGGCUUAAACCGCUUAAAGACCGUUUAAUCUCAUGGAUUUCACUCGUUUUUAGUUUCGUGUGAAAAAACUCGAGGCAAAAGGCAAUUGUGGCACUCAAAGGAGCUGAGAACGGAACGGAACUCGGAUACAAUGGGCGUGGCCGGGUCGAAGACUUUACGGUGUUAAAUGCUCAUAUUACGAGCUGGCCAGGAGUCACUCCAUGAAAGAGUUACGCGGAAUGCGGCUUAGGGGCAUUCAGUUCCGUUCUGUGUCCCGUUCUCCGUUCCAGGAUUUCCCCGAUCUACCGUUCUCGAUGGUAUCUGGGCAGCAUCCUUUCCGUUCCGCUGCAGAUCGUGUUGGAUGGAUAUGCUUUAUAUGCUGAUGGCAGUUGGGAGAUGGAGAUGGAGAUGGGAGAUGGUGCGAACUGACAAUUGACACAAUUACCAGGACGGCCAAAUCCGCAAACCGCUGCAAUGCCAUUUUGACAGCAAUUGUCCUGGCCAACAAUGUGCGCUGAGAUCUCGGAUCCGGAAUUUGGCAUUACAAAUCUGGAGAGGAAGGGGGCUAACAGUAGCCAUUCUAACGGGGUUUCGUAGGCGGCUUUGCCCCGCAGCCGAACAAUGGGCCAAAAAGGAUGCAGUAGAAGGACAGGAGGACAGAAGGACACUCCCGCUAGCAAAAAGGUGUGAAAAUUUCAAGGGCCGCUUGAUAGAUCGAGUGGGCUUGGAACCGAUGAAGCCGAUCGGGGGCGGGGGCGGAUCGUAACUCUUUUUAUGUGGGCUCCUCGCUGAUCGCCGGCGGUUUGAUUAACUCCGGAAAAACCCCUAACGGUGCUCGCCCAAAGAACUGAAGAACUGACAAUGGACAUCAGCCACGAUGGCUGAUGGCUGAAGGCUGAUGGCAGCUAAUCAACAGUAAAAUGCAUAAAAUUAAGUGAGCAAUGAAAGGGCAUUAUGGGGAAUAAGGGUCUUUUGCGCCCAUCUCGGCUAUUAGAAUCGUUUCACACUUUCCAUGCGCACUGCAACUGCAACAGUAACUGUAAGUGUGAGUGUGAGUGUAACUGUAACUGUACCGCGAGCGGUUCUCACCCAAAACAUCGGAAGACACCGAUCACUGGGAUACUGAGGCUGGGAACAAUGGCCCAAACAGUUCAGUUGACAGUUCAUCAAGGCGAAUGAUGCAUGCAAAAUGAAUCAGUGCCAUCAGCAUCGCUGGCGAAUACCCUGCAAUCACAGCACACAGUACACUGGAAAAGGGGUUUCGAACACGCUUUGUGAAGAACAUUAAUGUGCAGACAUAGGUCCAUCUGAGUUAUCACAGUGUAGCUGCAGUGCCGUGAUCUCCCACACGGAAAUCAUGCGUGAAAUGUUGCUUUCUUUGGAUUUCUUUCUUCUGCUCGUUUGCUGUGUGCGAGUAUUUUCCCAACCCGAGCAUUCUCAAUCUCAUUCCCAUUCUCAUUUUCCUACAACGAUGACGAUGGCGAUGGCGAUGGGCGUGGACACGGACACACCCCUCGAUCCCCUGUCUCUGUAGCCUGGCCAUCUUCCUGGGGUCCUGACAACGGGACAACGGGGCAAGAGGACAACAGCCACAAUGAUGGCGUAAGGAAGUAGCAAGUUAGUUUUGCCCAUUUAAAUAGCACUCUGGACACCGAGCCCUUUGUGCGCCAAUUUGACGAGCAUUAGAUGGCACUCUUCCCGUGUGGGGUCUCCCCAUCGAUCCAUCGAUUGAUUGAUCAGCCCAAUCUUGAGUCAGAACCUUGAACCCACGCACAAUUUCAAUAUUGGCCCCGAUCAUUCAAAGUUCAUUCAAAGUGGCGGACUGUUUGUGCGGCGCAAACUUUAGAUAGUAAUACGAUAGACGCGCUGUCGCCGCAACUCAGAAGAUGCGACUCGACCAGAUAGAUAAGCAGGCAGAUAAGGGGACUCGAAAGCAAUGUCAUUUGGGUAAUCAAAACCGCACUAAUUGGCAUAGUAAUGCAAUACGGCUGCGGAAGCCAGGAUUCGGGAUGCGGAUUCUAGAUCUGCUCGAGAUCUUUUCGCUCGGCUGGGCGGGAAUGAAGAUGAAGGCUCUGUUUGGAGCGGCUCGACGUCGACGUCUCUCAAUUAAAGAGAGAUGCCAUAAUUGAGCAGCCUUUUGCUGGACGUGGGAUUAGGAGCCAUAGGAUAACAAUUAGCCAAAGGAUUUGACAACGGAAGCCACGGCCAUUGUGGUGCGUUCCGUUCUUCCCUUCGAGUACUUCCAGUACUUUGAGUACUUAACUUGUGUCUUUUUUAGUCGGGGCCUCUUCUUUUUGCCUUCUUUUUGCGCUGCGCUGUGCACUUCCGUUUGCGGAAGUGGCUAAGGCAAAUCCCCAGACACAUCGAGCCGAGCAGCAAUACCUGUUCCCAUUAUCCUGUGCAAGUGUGCACUUUGCAUAUGCCAGGGAAAACAAACAAGUGAUCCCUGGGCCUCGAUUCUCAAUUCUCGAUUCUCGAUCCUGGUUAGUCUUUUUCGCUUAGCCCAAACAACUCGGCAGCGGGAGAAGGAGAGGCCUUUGUCCGCCCGAGGAGCACGUGUAAUCCCCGUUCACUUCCUAGGUGACUACUUACCGACCGACUACUUACUUCCUCAUUAGCAUCGCAGGAUAUAGGGAUAUAGACGGGACCAACUGCCCAAGUGCCUUUGCUGAUGGGCUUAGGCGGCCAUCGGGCCGAGAAUCAACUGAAUGACGGCCAAACUAAUCAUACAUUCGAAAGUAAUCUCAUUUCAUCAAUUGUGCUCUUUCUUUUGGGAGGAAGUGGGCAGAGUGGAUGGGAAAACUCUUUUGCAACAAUUGUGAUGAUAUCAAAUAGAUGGUAUAUGGCCAGAAACUGAAAACUGACCACCAGUGCGGCAUGAAGUGCUCAUCCCAGACCAGGGGUUUUUUAGGGUUAACCUACAGAUACGGGAAUGGGAAUACAGAUUCUCAGAAACAAAAUGGCAGUCUCAAUAUGCGAAAAGUUGCUUGCAGCGCAAGUUGCGUUUACGACAGCGGCCAUUCGAAGUUAUGGAUGCCAAUGUGCGACUGUUAGCCCAUUAAGACAAAGGGCCGCGAAAGGAGUUAACGGCAAUUCCCUGAAAUGCGAUUCCAUAUCCAAAUCCAAAUGCAAAUGCAAACCACUGCUCACCCUUUUUUGGACGGGCCAUAUAAGAGCAAACCCCUUUCAGUCAAUUAGUCGCUGAUUUUCUUUGUCACCUAGCAGCGGACCAAUAUAAAAAUCGCAGCCACAAUGGGCGAGGCAGAGAACCCUUUUUUAGGCACCGCCGAUGGCCGAAGUGCCCGUUUAUGGCUUUCGGCCUUAAAAAACAGCAGCGGUUUUAGGAUCCGCGGACUCGGACGCGGACUUUGGCUCGGAAUGAGGCCUUUUCGCACGAAGCGACCAUUAUGCAAUAAAACUCGGGAUGUUUUUUAGGCAACCGAGGCCAUCGAGUGGGCGGGCAACCCGUUCGGGCGGCACCAGCAGGUAGAUGAAUCCGUAAAAAACGCGCCCAAGGUCGCCACUCAAAGGAUUGCACAAAUAUUGCAUCUUCGGUGCGGAGCUCAUUAUGGCGCAGCAGCAGCAGUCCGCGUAUAUGAAUAUGUGGUAUAUGGUACAUGCUAUAUGGUUUUAUGCCUUUAUGGCCUGCUGUUUUUUACGUUCUCUCGCCGCUGCAUUUCGUUUUUUCGCUGAAUCUGGUUUUUACAGCGAACUGGGCAACUCUUUGGCUUCGCGACUUGGCCGCGACUUUUUAUGGCAUCUGCUCGGGAUCGGAUCGAUUGGGCUGCUCUUGGGUUGUACGGCCAGGAUGUCUGUGCUCGAGGAUAUGUGCGGGCGGCGCAGGUAAAGGAUCGACUCAAUGACGGCGACGUGACGGUCGGAGUUUUAGUUUAAUCCACCAUUUUUACGGUUGGAUUAGCGCACGGAUUAGUGGAUAAGUUCGCGGUUUUUUACUGAUUACCAUAUCGAUCCCUCUUUUUAUUUGCAAUCUGAAUGGGCAGUUGUAAAAAGAGAAUGAAUGAAACUCGGCAAGGGGAAGUGGAGUUGGAAUUGGCAAUCUGAUCGAUCAUGUAACGUAGGUAUCAUUGAUAGCAUAGCUCCAAACUGCGAGUAUGUGCUCGUAGUAGCUGCAGUAAGUAUCGAGCAUCCUUUUUCCCAUGGAUGACAGCCAACUUUGUACCGCUAGCCACUUCCGUUGGCCGGCGAGGCGACCGUUAGGACAGCCAACAAACAGUUAACAAAGUAAAACAACUUGUCGAGGAUCGAGGAUCCCACAUUCCAUGUUCCCAUAUUCCACGCCGCAGCGGAAGCCAAAGGGAUAAAGGACGUGGAAUCAAGGAUGUUUAAGGAGGAGGGCAAACACAAGCAGCCAACAUGACGGACACUUGUCGCAAUGAUUCUGGACGCUCGUUUCUUGAUUCUCGUCUCGAUCCUUGAUCCUCGAUGCUCAAUGCUCGAUGCUCGAGGUGGCGGCGUCAUGAAUCAAAUGGACAGACUGGCGAGUGUCCUUGCCGCGAUUCCGGGAAGCAGAGUUUUCAUUGCCGACAUAGGAAAAGGAUGCGAAUUACGCCAGACGAAAAGGGCUGAAAACUGCAAGAUCACCAGAACAGCAGAACGCCAGAACUCGCCCUAAUUUCCAUAAUUUGUCACGCACAAUCCAACGGAUUCGCAUUCGCCAUCGCGUAGAUACACAGAUUCUGGAUGACGGGCUGGUCAGCAAAAGGAUUUCGGGACAAAAGCGCAAAACAAACGGAUUUAGCCAUCAGAACCCUUGGACGUUAUGCAUCCAUUAUCAACAAGCCAGAUUCUAUCUCUUUUCUUUUUGCUUUUGGCCAGACGCCUCUCCUUCUUUCUUUCUGGCCAGAAAAGCAUGAUUUGGCUCUAAUUAUAAUAGACUACAAGCUGGGGGCUUUGAUCUGCGAAAGGUUCUGGAAGAUUCUGAAGUUUGUUUGUGGUUUAUUUGAAUGCUGAAAGGAUAGCCUACAAUGGUACAAUGUGAUUUAUUCUGUAUACUUGAAGGAAACGUAUCCUGCAGUUACUUCAAUAACAACCAACUAAAUAUGUUUCAAAUUGGUGGUUAGUCUUACAAGAGUAAUGUUCCUGAGAUUUCAAAGCAAGUAAGUUAGAUACAACUGCAAUAGGCCAGUUUAUAAAAAACUGGUAAUGAAAAUGAAGCCGAAGUCUAGAACUCCAUAUGAUUCGUACAUGUUUUAGGCAAUUCCUUGAAAACGAAAUGUAAAGCACUGCAGAGGUAGUACGAAUUUCCCUACUCCUUUCUCAUUGAAAAUUAAAACCCAGAAAAAACCAUAUCCCUUCGCGGAAACUGAUGAAACAUUAAGUUCGAAAACUCUUUAUGCUUCUUUUUUGCUGCUUUUUUUAAAUUACGUUAAAUGGCGAAGUAACAAUAGCACAAAGAACUAUGAUUUUUGCGAAAACUGCGAAAACCAAAGGACCAAAGGAGGGAAAGGGCAGUCGCGCACCCUUGUAAAACCCUUUCGAAAGGGGCGAGAGAGAGAGGGCAACAGGGUAGAGUGGGACAGAGUGUCAACCAGAGCCAGAAUCACCAGAAUCACCCCUUUGCCCUUUGGCCUUUGUACCGCCUACCUGCUUCGUACCGCCUCGUACCGCUUCGGCUGGCCGCUCGUGUCCGCCAUUUCGAUGUGAAUGAGGCGUCGGCGCAGCCUCCGGAUUUCGGGUAUAAAUGCAGGGGGUUCCGACGAGAGGAAAUCAGUUUGCGUUCGACAUCGUCAGCGUGAAGAUAUAGCAACAGCACAAUAGCACAGCUAGAUCACCACUCUAUAUAGUCCAUAUAUAGCGUCAAUCAGUUGGAUUAAACCCACCGAGACCACACACCCAACACCAUGCUAAUGCACGAGAAACUCAUGGCCGGGCAGUUCUUCGAUCUCAAGACUGAUCGCAAGCCACUGCUGCACCACCACCAGUACCAGCACCACCAGCAGCAGCCACUGCACCACUUGCCGCACAGCCAACUGCCGGUUCAGGGAUCCUUGGGCCUGCCCAAAAUGGAUCUGUACACGGCCUACGCCUACCAGCAGCAGUUGCUGGGAGCUGCCCUCAGUCAGCAGCAGCAGCAACAGCAACAGCAGCAGCAACAUCAGCAGAUGCAGCAGCAGCAGCAGACCUCCUCUGCAGAGGUCCUGGAUCUUUCCCGUCGCUGUGACAGCGUCGAGACGCCCAGGAAGACGCCCUCGCCCUACCAAACAAGCUACAGCUACGGCAGUGGCUCCCCCUCGGCCUCGCCCACCAGCAAUCUUCUGUACGCCGCCCAGAUGCAGCAGCAGCAGCAGCAACAUCAGCAGCAACAGCAGCAGCAGCAGCAGCAACAACUGGCCUCCCUCUAUCCCGCUUUCUACUACAGCAACAUCAAGCAGGAGCAAGCCACGCCCACUGCUGCUCCGCCCAAGGUCACACCAACCGCCAACCUUCUGCAGACCUUUGCUGCCGCCUCUGCUGCGGCCGCCGCUGCUGCUGCCGCUUCCGCGACCAACUCACCCAGACCCGCCAGCAACGCCAGCACCAUGCAGAUCGAUGUCCUGGAGAAUCCCCAGUCGCCGGCUGUGGAGGCCACCACGCCCACCACCUCCAGCAGCGGCGAGGCGGGAAAGAACACACGCCCCUUCAAGGCCUUUCCCCGGGAUCCCCUGGUAAUAGCUGCCAAUUUCGCGGCCACUGAUGUCCUGCUGGACAAUCCGCGAGUGGAGCGCUACACGGAAUACAGGAAGCGGGUGCUUGAGCAAAUCCGCAGCUCCAACGGAGGAUCGCGCACCGUAACCAACCCCAAAAUGCGAAGGACUAACUCACGAAGUGGAUCCGUCAACGAAGGCAGCUCCUCGAACAACAACAGCGAAAGCGAGGAUCGCGCUGCCGCGGAGGAGUCUAGCGACUGCGACUCCCAGGCGGGCAACUUCGAGGGCAAGUCCGCCACCAGCAGCUCCAGCAACUUGGCCAACGCCACUGCCGCCAACUCGGGCAUCAGCUCGGGCAGCCAGGUCAAGGAUGCCGCCUACUACGAGAGACGCCGCAAGAACAAUGCCGCCGCCAAGAAGUCCCGCGAUCGUCGCCGCAUCAAGGAGGAUGAGAUCGCCAUCAGGGCCGCCUAUCUGGAGCGCCAGAACAUCGAGCUCCUGUGCCAGAUCGACGCCCUCAAGGCCCAGCUGGCCGCCUUCACCUCCGCCAAAGUAACCACCGCCUAAAGGUGCACUCCUCUCUUGAUGCGUUGAACGCGAGGAUCCCGAAUCGUAUGUCCUGUUUUUUGGGUCAGCUUAUCUGUGAAUAGUUUAGGGGGCUCAACUUUCUUUUUUUUACACACUCGCAUUUAAGUACUUUAAGUCCUUGGAGUAUACGUUAUAUUUGGAAAAUGUAUUAGUUGUAAGUGCAUCUCGCAAUCUCACCAGUUAACUCUCAAUGGAACUCUCGUCUAUAGUUGUAGAAGUCCC
Drosophila teissieri is the source of this 9372-nucleotide messenger RNA. It is a transcript of the gene gt, whose product is annotated as protein giant. The transcript has 2 exons. The record is from RefSeq and is a predicted model, not a curated record. Gene Ontology annotation, cellular component: nucleus. Lineage: Eukaryota; Metazoa; Arthropoda; Insecta; Diptera; Drosophilidae. Gene Ontology annotation, molecular function: RNA polymerase II cis-regulatory region sequence-specific DNA binding; DNA-binding transcription factor activity, RNA polymerase II-specific. The coding region runs from base 7777 to 9129 and encodes 450 amino acids. Gene Ontology annotation, biological process: regulation of transcription by RNA polymerase II.